AUGAUCCAGUUGAAUGACACCACUGGGAGCCAGGUGACUGAAUUCAUUCUUAUGGGCAUCACAAACAGUCCUGAGCUUCAGGGCCCUCUUUUUGUUAUAUUUUUCCUCAAUUAUAUGACCACAGUUGUGGGGAACCUGGGAUUGAUCAUCUUAACCAGUGUUGAUUCCCACCUACAAACCCCAAUGUAUUUUUUUCUUAGGCAUCUAGCAUUUGUUGAUAUUGGUUAUUCCACAGCUGUUGGUCCCAAAACACUGAUGAGUUUCAUUGUUGAGAAAAACACUAUUUCCUUCCAUGGUUGUGCAGCACAGCUACUUUUCUUUGGAACGUUUGUUGCCAGUGAACUUUUCAUCCUAUCGGCCAUGGCCUAUGACCGCUAUGUGGCUAUCUGUAAGCCCCUCCUCUACAUGGUUAUCAUGUCAAACAGGGUGUGUUGGAUCUUGGUUGCAAUAUCUUACAUCUAUAGCAUUACUGUAUGCCUAUUGGCCACAAUUAAAAUUUUUCAUUUGUCCUUCUGUAAAUCAAAUAUAUUAAGACAUUUCUUCUGUGACUCUCUUCCUUUAUUAUCCAUUAUAUGUUCAAACACAAAUGAGAUUGAAUUAAUCAUUUUGAUCCUUUCUGCAAUAAAUUUGGUUUCUUCCCUCUUGAUUAUCCUUACCUCCUACAUGUUCAUCAUUGUAGCCAUUCUGAGGAUAAACUCUUCAGAAGGCAGACAUAAAGCCUUCUCCACCUGUGGGUCUCAUCUCACAGGAGUUGCUAUUUUCUAUGGCACACUUCUAUUCAUGUACCUGCAGCCCCAUUCUAGCCAUUCCUUUGAUACAGAUAAGAUGGCCUCUGUGUUUUACACCCUGGUCAUUCCAAUGCUGAAUCCACUGAUCUAUAGUUUUAGGAACAAAGAAGUAAAAGAUGCAUUGAAAAGAGUUUUUAAGAAGUGA
This is a messenger RNA of Antechinus flavipes (yellow-footed antechinus), 933 nucleotides long. RefSeq names its product olfactory receptor 8K3-like. NCBI's taxonomy places the organism in Eukaryota, Metazoa, Chordata, Mammalia, Dasyuromorphia, Dasyuridae. Gene Ontology annotation, molecular function: odorant binding; G protein-coupled receptor activity; olfactory receptor activity. Gene Ontology annotation, cellular component: membrane. Bases 1 to 933 code for a protein of 310 amino acids. Gene Ontology annotation, biological process: G protein-coupled receptor signaling pathway; sensory perception of smell. The record is from RefSeq and is a predicted model, not a curated record. The transcript has a single exon.